GCGUAACAGAGCAGUGAGUUGUUUGCUGGUUUGAUGCGUUGACGUGAAUUUCAGAUGCAUCGCCCUAAUGGAAUUAAUCUGGCUGGAGAGAAAUUGCAUUUCAGCGCUAAACCAAGGCAGGGAUGAUGAGAAUGCACGAAGACGGAUCGCCAAGGCAGCCGACUGCCAUUCAAUGACUAUCCUGCCCUCUCAACCGCAGUGCACAUUUGCCGUCCGUUUUACAUGAGAAAACAUGUUUAUUUUUUAUCAAAAUACCAAUACGUAUAGCCAAAAUCAGCAUCUCGAAUCGAGGUGAUGAAGGCUCGCACAUUUUAAUCGCUUUUCUUCAAGGAAUGAAAACGCUCCAAGAUGGUCCGCAUCUCAAACGCCCUGGGUUUGGUCAUAUUAAUGGUCGCUCUUCUCAUUUUAUCCUUAAUAAGUUAUGUGUCCAUUAGAAAGGACAGCAUCUUAUCUUCCACAAAAUAUGACAACAUGGGAGGACCACCACGGAUAAUGUUCCACGCAGGAUUUCGGUCCCAGUUUGCCCUGAAUUUCCUGGACCCAUCCUUCAUCCCAUUAACCCAUGCUCUGAAUGAGGAACUGCAAGGGAAACCAUCCAAAUGGACAUUUAAUAGGACCGCCUUUUAUCAGCAAAGGAAAGAGAUCUUCCAUUACAUUGAUGUGGCCAACAACUUCUCCCUCACCAAGAACGGUGUGCGCGUCGGCCAGCUGAUGCACUUCGACUUCUCCAGUCACAAGUAUGUCUUCUCCAUAAACAACAACCUGAAGUCACUGCUUCCUGAUGCUUCGCCAAUCCAGAACAAACACUACAACGUGUGUGCCGUGGUGGGUAACAGUGGGAUCUUGACAGGCAGUCACUGUGGGCCAGAGAUCGACAGCGCCGACUUUAUCUUCCGCUGCAACUUCGCCCCUACCGACUCCUACUACAAGGAUGUGGGCCGGAAGACCAACCUCACCACUUUUAACCCCAGCAUCCUGGAGAGAUACUACAACAAUCUGCUGACCAUCCAGGACCGCAACAACUUCUUUCUCAACCUGAAGAAGCUGGAGGGGGCCAUUUUGUGGAUCCCUGCGUUUUUCCUCCACACCUCGGCCACCGUCACACGGACCCUGGUGGACUUCUUUGUUGAGCACAAGGGGCAGCUGAAGAUCAAGCUGGCCUGGCCAGGAAACAUCAUGCAGGAUGUCAACAGAUAUUGGAAGACCAAGAACCUGUCUCUCAAGCGACUGAGCACUGGUAUCCUCAUGUACACUCUGGCCUCGGCCAUGUGUGAGGAGAUCCAUCUGUAUGGCUUCUGGCCCUUCGGCUGGGAUCCCAACACAGGCAAGGAGCUGCCCUACCACUACUACGACAAGAAAGGAACCAAGUUCACCACCAAGUGGCAGGAGACCCACCAGCUGCCCAGUGAGUUUAAGCUGCUCUACAAGAUGCAUGGAGAAGGUGUGACCAAGCUGAGCCUUUCACACUGUUCUUAGACACUUCAUCCUGGGUGACCGGGCAUAAGAGAUUCAUUUGGUGACUCUCCAAUACAGCAGCUGACCUUGCGCUCACGUAAUAUAUUUUGCGACUCAAAGCAGACAAUGCAUGAUUUAGAAUUAAUACUUUUAUAUUACGCUUUCACUCUAGAAACACACUAUCAUAUCACCAUUGCAUCUUGCCUCAGCUUUGUCCAAUGUAUGUAAUUCACACUAACACGUUGGGUUGCGAGGAACAUGGCAGAAUAUUCCAGAUGUGGAUUACUGGUUGAUGAUGACGUAACAAUGUAUGUUAUGCUGAAUAUGUCACACUAUCAUCAUACAAUAUUUCACAUCACUUUAUUUGCAUUGCUAUCAUAAUUGUGUAGAUAAAUUGAUCAAUAAAACACACAUAACCUAUUUCAACAAGAAAACACAAGGGAAUACAUUUAGUGCAAAAUCAUCACUAUUUCCAAACAGUGUUUUUCAUAGUGUAGGGGUUUCGGGUGGGGGGCAUACUGUAAUUGUUAUUUGGCUGUAGCCUUACUUCAAAGGGAUUUGAUUAUUCUUCUGCUUAGUCUCAGGGAUGGAGUUGAGAUCAGUGUUUUUUUUCUAAUCAGAUUCAAAUGCCUCCACUGAGGUGCAAACAGACACACUGUCUAUUUUCCAACCCUUUUGAGCAUACAGUGAACCGCCACAGGUGCCAGUAGAUAGACAAUGGGCCCAGCCAGCACACUGCACUGUUUUCAGAUUUGUUUACAAGGCCUCUUUAUGUAUGUAAAUUGCUGCCCUAUAUAGAUAAAGAUACUGCAGUGAUAGCCCUAGUCCCACUAUUUUAUUGGGAUUCUGGUGAUAGCUCUGGUAAUAUUUCAGUUUGAGGAUGAAUAAUCUGCAUUCCAACACCAAGCCAUAGACUGAAUUUAAUUACAGUAAACUUUAAAGUACAUGUAUAUUGUUGUUAUCAUCAUCAUUAAGAUUAAGAAUUAAAGAUGCACUAUGCAGAAAUGGCUCUGUCAUUUCCUGGUUAAAUUUUUUUGAAUAGUUUGCCUAAUUUCAGUUCAUGUGAUAACAAGCAAGUAUAGUGUAGAUAAUUAUUGUACCAUCCAAACCUCUGUGAAACAUAUUUUCCAUAACCAAACAUGUUGUAUUUUCAGCUGUUUGAAGCUGGUGUAAAAAAAACGAAAGUAAUAGAGGCAAAAACAAAACUUAAGAAUGGGAAGCAUAGAAAUAACGCACCUAGAACAGAUCUACAGCUUCUUAGACUUGCUUUUCAAUGUGAAUUUGGUCGGGUCCCCAAAAAGUUACAUAUUGCAGCUUUUAUUUUUAAAAGUGCCUGUGUUCUGUUUAAAUUUCAAAUGACUUCAAAUCUUAUAUUUUCUAAAUAUGAUAGAACAUCAUAGUGAUAAAAGUUAAAGGGAUUUCACACUGAGAUGCAUACAGUAAUAUAUAUUAUAUGUAUUGAACCACCUCAAAUGAACACUACUUCCUAUCUUUAGUCAAUAACACAUCACUAUUGUUAUGAUGUAGCAACACAGGGAAACCUUUUGCAUUCUACCACAUAGACAUUACUUUGACUUUUUAACCAGAUAUUAAUGUUUUGAUUAAUAAUUAUAGCAUCUUGUACAAAGAGCAUGAUACACUAUUGAAUGACAUUGCAUGUAAGAGACUAGCAGAUGUUCAAGGCUAGUUUUAUACAACAUUUUUGAAGGAGAUUAUGUUUCGAGGGGAUACGGGUGUUUUUUGUUAUUAUUUGUAUCUGCGCUGAUAUUUUAAUUGAAAUAUCAUCAGAAACUUUAUAUCAAAGUUGUUUUAAAGCAUAAAUUCCUAUCAAACCACUGGGACCAAAAUGAUUAGUUUUCCCUUUCUGACAAUGAAAGAACUAAUGUAACUUUAUUUUUCAUAUCUCUAGAUUAUUUUUACUUUUCUCAGCAAAAUGUUACAUGAAAAAUAUCAAGUCAAGCUCCACUAUGUUAGAGGAUUGGGUAUGGAUUAGACAUUUUUAGUACUUAACCAUUGAUGUCAGUACAACGACUUUGCUCAAAUGGUACAACAUGAUAUCCACAUGACUCACAGCACAUGCACUCAUUGGGAAGGUGGUGACCCUGCUUAUUAGUUCAGAUUUACUAUGCUCAUGAACCAGAUCAUUGGUUCUUUUCAAGUUCUUCAGUCUUAAAUGGAUGGUGUAUGCCCACAGAAGUAUUUUAGAACAUACCAAUUUGUUUUCCCAUCAUAGGACUGUCUGUCAUCAUUAUUAUAAUACAAAUAUAUGAUAGAAAUGUGCCAUUAGUUUGCUAGGUAGUACUUUACUCUUAGUCCAUACCCUGAUUAUGUAGAUUAGAUUUGACAUGUAAUUAGAUCUUUCCCUCUUAGAAUGUUUCAUAUAACUAAAUAUACCAACGAAUGCCCAUUAAAACUAGACAUGUUCAUUUAUCUGAAUGUAACAUGAUUUGAAAUGUUGGCUUAAGUAUGGCAAUGAUGUACAACAAUAUCUUUCAUUCGAUGGAGGUUUUUUAUUUGAUGAUGUGUCGACAAAUGAUUUCCUGAGAUAGAAAACACUUGGAUAGUUGUGUGGUAUAUUUGUCUUUUCAGUCUCAUCUAAUAGGUUCUGUUGGUGAUUUAUACUAUUUGUGCCGCCAUGAAUGUCUUCCUUUGACUGCUUCCAUGUACUGAUCAUCACCAAAGAAGACUAUUGUACUGCUCACAUGAAGGAAGGGAAUUUAUUCUCCCCACAUUUCCUUAGAGAAAAAUGUCCAAUGUGUGUGUUAGUGUGUGCCAACACUUUUGUUUUCAAAAGGAAUGGUACCAACAGAACCCAGUGGCAUAGCGCAGUUUUGCAGUACCCCCACAAGGUCUAAGUUUUAUAGCUAAUUUCAUGCUAUUUUACAAAUUUUUCCAUGAGGCUGUGUGAAAAUGUUGCUAUUUUAGAGCUCAGGGAUUCUUGAAAGACGGGACAAUCUCAACCUUUUCCCACAAUUAUUUGUCUUAAUGUUAAUAACAUUGUAAAUAUACAUUUUGAUAGACCAAAGUAGCAGCUAGCGUACCAUAUAAAGGAAAUCUUUUUUUUCUCCAUAAAAUACAACUAGCUGGAUUUAACUCCAUCUGACACCAUAAAAGGCAUUUAAUUUGUACAAUUAUUGCCCAACAAGUGUUUAACCCUACAGUUUUUUUGUUUGUUGCAAGGGCUGUGUCUCAAUCCACCACAUCGGAGAUGUCGCCGUGUUUGAACUGUGUUUGUCAGUCCAUGAGAUAUCCUGAUAAUUGAUAUUCUCAGAAAAACCUCUAACGUUUGAAAGGAUUGGCUAUUAUUAUGACCCCUCUAUGGAAAGAUGAGUCACAAACACAAUGGUGUUCUCUGUUUUGUUCUAACCCCGACAAGUAUCACAGGACUCGUCUGAAAUCGGUACAGCCGAUCUGCCAACUUCUGUCUGUAGCGUCCAAACGGUUUGGGCUACACACUAAUAUGACCCCUCUGUGGGAAGGUGAAUAUCUCACAAACACAUACAUGUUGGUUGGUUUGCUCUAGGCUGCCCACAAGCUUCACAAGACUAGUCUGAAAGUAGCAGGUACCAGUUAUUUAUUUUUAUGGAAGAACUGAAUAUAUGGAGAUAGUUUAGUGGCUAAAAUAAGGGGUUAAAUAAAAAUAGUUUCCUGAUCUCUCAGAUAUAGGAGAGACACUUCAGAACAAUCUUCCUUUUAUUUUUUUUGACUGUUUAUCCAUGUUUCAUCAUAUAUAUAUAUAUAUAAUAUAUAUAUAUAUAUAUAUCAUAUAUAUAUAUAUAUAUAUAUAUCAUAUAUACACACACACACACACUACCGGUCAAGAGUUUUAGAACACCUACUCAUUCAAGGGUUUUCUACAUUGUAGAAUAAUAGUGAAGACAUCAAAACUAUGAAAUAACACAUAUGGAAUCAUGUAAUAACCAUAAAAGUGUUAAAUAAAUCAAAAUCUGUUAUAUUUGUAGUACGUACUGUAGUACGCUACUUAUUUUUUAUUUAUUUUUUAUUUUACCUUUAUUUUACUAGGCAAGUCAGUUAAGAACAAAUUCUUAUUUUCAAUGACGGCCUAGGAACAGUGGGUUAACUGCCUGUUCAAGGGCAGAACGACAGAUUUUGUACCUUGUCAGCUCGGGGAUUUGAACUUGCACCCUUUCGGUUACUAGUCCAAUGCUCUAACCACUAGGCUACACUUCAAAUAGCCACCCUUUGCCUUGAUGACAGCUUAGCACACUUGUGCCUUAAGGGGUCCUAAAAUUCCAAAUCAAAUAGUUAAAUUAUCCUUGGUAUGACCAUCUUAAAACAAGGGGUCUUGAUGGUAUAGCUGACCCUGCUCAUUCCUAAUUAAUUCUGGAUUUUAGACAAAUCUGACAAAGUUGACCAAAUCUCCAGACACAAGUUUUGAGAUAAAUGUUAAAGUCACAGAGGGCUAUUGAAAGAAACAUAUGUUUUCAAUUAAUAUCCAUUAUUUUUUAAGCACUUUUUGGGAAAGUUUGAAAUUGGGAUCCUUCGCUCCGGGACAAAGGCAUUUCCAGGCAUAGAGCCGACAUGGAAACAAAUAAUAUUGAAAGUAUAUUGAAUAUUACCCCACAAAAAGGUUUUCCUUACAUAAUUUCGCUAAAUAUAAAUUUUAGAUCAAAGAAUGCAACAAAAUCACUUUUUCAACUAUAAAAAUAACUUUUGCUACUGGACAAGGAUUGCCCCGACUUCCAAGAAUCCAUGACCCAAUUUCCUGCUAUUUGACACAUUCUGCCAUGAGGCUGAGAGAAAAUUUAGCAGUACUAAUUUAAUGUAACCAAAAAAUUAUGAAUGGCUUAUGUUUUCAGUACCAUCUGUGUGGCCCGACCAACCUCUGGGAGUUUGGGGCCCCCCCCAAAGCUCAGGGGUGUGUGUGGCAUUUUUUUUGUUGCUAUGCCAGUGAUAGAACCCUGGAAUUCCUAUAGGAUUGCAAAUCACCCAAAGUUUGCGCUUGUAUGUAUUUCUUUGAUAAAGACAAAGCAACCAGACAUUUUCCUGUCAAAAGGCAAUCAUUGGUAAAACGGACAUUAACUUUAUUUAAAGUGAAUGCAUUUACUCUGAAGACUUUGUAUUAAAACAUAUUCAACAAAAAAAAUUCUGGGUUGACAGUAUUUAUGGGCUCUAAACAUGUUCUAUACUUUAUUCAAUGUGCAUGACAAUUUUGUUCCACUAAUAAUCAAGCUAAACACCAAAUGUGCUCCAUGUCAUAUAGAACUCAUGGAUCCUGUAAUGUACUUUGCUAUCUCGGUUUGUGAAACAGAAUAAUACAUUUUCUCAUUCACAUUUAAGGAAAUAACCAUGAUUGUUAAUGAUUUGUUGCAUAAUCUGUUAGGAUUAUAUAUUGUCAAUGAUAAAUGUAUGUACCUGUAUUUUCCUUCCAUCAAUGCUUCAAUCUGUCAAAUAAAAUAAAUACAAAAA
This is a messenger RNA of Oncorhynchus kisutch (coho salmon), 6885 nucleotides long. Its product is annotated as sia-alpha-2,3-Gal-beta-1,4-GlcNAc-R:alpha 2,8-sialyltransferase-like. The record is from RefSeq and is a predicted model, not a curated record. Gene Ontology annotation, biological process: N-glycan processing; oligosaccharide metabolic process. Gene Ontology annotation, molecular function: alpha-N-acetylneuraminate alpha-2,8-sialyltransferase activity. Lineage: Eukaryota; Metazoa; Chordata; Actinopteri; Salmoniformes; Salmonidae. The coding region runs from base 349 to 1476 and encodes 375 amino acids. The transcript is spliced from 4 exons.